AAAUGACAAAUAAUGUAUUGAUCAUUAUAGGUUACGUUAUUUGUUGAUGUCGUGGAUAGUGUUUUAUAAAGUAACUAAUACUUACGUUCGCUUACUAAUCUGAGUUUUAUAAUAUGUCUGCGAUAUUCGAUUUUCAAAGUUUACUUACCGUGGUCCUGUUGCUAAUAUGUACCUGUGCAUACCUAAGAGGGCUUUUCCCUAGCAUUAUGGAUAGAAAUAAAGUUGGAGUUAUGGGAACAUUUUGGAAGUGCGCAAGGAUCGGGGAAAGGAAGUCCCCGUGGAUAGGAGCCUGUUGCAUUCUAAUGGCAUUGUCAAUAUUGUUUUUCAAAUGAACUUUUUAAAAUAAGUUUUUUUAUAAAUAUUUUUGUAUCAUUAAACCAAUAAAAUUAUUA
Messenger RNA from Anoplophora glabripennis (Asian longhorned beetle), 392 nucleotides. It is a transcript of the gene ksh, whose product is annotated as protein kish-A. The transcript has 3 exons. The record is from RefSeq and is a predicted model, not a curated record. Gene Ontology annotation, biological process: protein secretion; intracellular transport. Bases 114 to 332 code for a protein of 72 amino acids. Lineage: Eukaryota; Metazoa; Arthropoda; Insecta; Coleoptera; Cerambycidae.